Molecule: messenger RNA, 678 nt
Organism: Trichoderma citrinoviride
Lineage: Eukaryota; Fungi; Ascomycota; Sordariomycetes; Hypocreales; Hypocreaceae
Product: Maleylacetoacetate isomerase
Exons: 1
Coding region: 1-678 (225 amino acids)
Biological process (GO): L-phenylalanine catabolic process; glutathione metabolic process
Cellular component (GO): cytoplasm; mitochondrion
Molecular function (GO): maleylacetoacetate isomerase activity; glutathione transferase activity
Source: RefSeq, a predicted model, not a curated record
AUGUCGGACCCUACAUACACAUUGUACAGCUACUUCCGCUCUUCCUGCUCAGCUCGGCUUCGGAUUGUUCUGAACCUCAAGGACAUCGAUUAUGAACUACAGGCCGUGAACCUCCUCAAAGGGGAUCACUUGGCGAGCGACUACAAAGCCCGCAAUCCAACCGCUACAGUGCCGCUGCUGGUGCGCACCUCUGGCAAUGGAAAUGUCUUCUCGGUUGGCCAAUCAGUAGCUGCUAUUGAGUACCUGGAGGAAACACACCCCGACAGCUACCACAUCUUGCCACCAACGUCCAAUCCGGAGGCGAGAGCAGUUACACGUGCCCUGGCCGCAAUCAUCGCCUGCGACCUGCAGCCCGUCACAAACAUGAAGAUAAUGAAGCGUAUCCGAGCAAUCGGGGGGAAUGCAGAGCAGUGGAACAAGGAGAUCAUGACGGAGGUGCUCGAAGCCUAUGAGGUGGCCGUCAAAGACUGGGCCGGCGAGUACUCGGUUGGAGAUGCCGUUACCCUGGCUGAUGUAUGUCUACUGCCGGCCGUGUGGAAUGCUCGGAGAUACGGCGUUGAUCUGGAUGCGUUUCCUAUUGUUACGAGGAUUAGCGAGAACUUGAGCAAGCAUCCAGCGGUUGUCAAGGCGCAUUGGCAGAACCAGCCCGAUACCCCGGAGGACCUGCGAGCGAAAUGA